CACUCACCUACCUUCCGAUGUUUACCUUAUAAACUCACGUAAUGAAUGGGCCAUCGUCCAUCAGCCCAUCAAGGAAGGAAAGACCGAAUGACCGAUUGAUUGGUUAUAAGCUUUUUCCCGGUAGCAUAGUCGAAUUCGAGAACCCGCGAAGAAUAAAGAAUCAAAAAGCUAACAGCAGAAAACCGGUAGAAGGGAAUCAGCCAUGACCACCGAGCAAACCAUGAAGCCCAGACGAUUGAGAGGCCACAAGGGAACUGUGACGUGCUGCAUCGCCUCCCGUGACAGGCCUGGUGUCGUCGCCACCUCCGGCGAGGAUGGUUGCAUUUGCUGGUUUGAUAUGCGUUGCAAAGAUGUUUUAUUUACCAUGGAUCUAGGGAAGAAACCUAUUUCAGCUAUGUGUUUCAAGCCAGGAAACGAAGAUGUUCUCUAUGCGUCUUCAGGAGCAGAAGUCAUGUGUUUUGAUGUGCAUUUGGCAUCUUCAUGGAAGCCUUUGGAAAGUUACAAUUAUAACAAGGAUGAGAUAAACCAGAUUGCCUGCAGCUCCAAGGCAUCCUUUCUUGCUGCUGCUGAUGAUUGUGGUGAUGUAAAGAUCAUUGACAUUCGCCAGCAGUGCCUUUAUAAGACAUUAAGAGCUGCCCACACGAGUAUUUGUAGCAGUGUGCAAUUUCUUCCAUGGAGACCUUGGGAAGCGAUGGUAUUUCUGCUCCUCCUCCUCCUCCUUGCUCCUCAACAACAGUCCUGGAAACAAUGGUUCAUAAGGCGCAAAAAGAAGGUUACUCGUGAGGCCGAUUGUCCACAGCAAUCUAAUCACCCGACUCCAGUCAUUACUGGUGGACUUGAUGCAAAACUUGUAAUGUGGGACUUUUCCAAAGGGCGGCCGCACAAAAUCGUGGAUUUUGGUAUGCCUGAUGUUGAUGUUCAUGGUAAUGAAAGUCAAUGUUUCAACCCCGCUUUUGUUCAUGCCAUAGCAGUUCCUGAAGUGGAUAUGUUAGAGAAAUCAAGCAAAAUUUGUGUGGUGGCUAGGGGUGAUGGUGUUGUCGAUGUGAUAGAUAUUGAAUGUGAACUUGCUGCUGCUGCUAAGUCAAGGAGUUCCUCACAACAGCGAAAAGGAUCUCAACCAAGAUCUAGAAACAGUGUGCCAACUGAAAAUGCUGCAACCAAUGAUCAAAGCAGAGGAAAAAGAUUUCAUUUAGACUAUGCUUCAGGAGGACAUGCUGCUGCCGUAUCAUGUGUGGCAUUCUCAUUGUUUGAAGAGAGAGGAAGGUUUAUAAUUUCAGGUGGAAAUGAUGCACUUGUAAAGGUUUGGGAUUGGUCUAAACAUCUUGAUGCAGGACAAAGCAGCAACAACAGUGAUCUUUUAAAGCUGAACAUUAACAUAAGCAAAAAGGUAAAUUGGCUCUGCACCACUCCGACCAAUUCAGAAAACCUUGUUGUUUGUGACACAUCCAAAGUAGUGAAGGUUUACUCAAUUUCAUAGAUCAAAACUGGCAGGUAUAGCCGAUUGGCAGCCAUCAGAAGCAAGAUUUGUAGUGCUUUGGUUUUCCCACUCCCUUGAAUCAUCAUGAAUGAAUUGGUGCUUGCAUUCCUUUAUUAUUUGCAGCUUUUUCUGUCAUAGGUGAAGAUGGUCAAAAGUUUUGUACCACACAAGUAACUGAGUUCCUUUUGGGAAUUUAAAGGCAGAAGCUGAGUUGUAGCAUUGUCAAUCCUUUUGUUGUGUUGAGUUUAAACAAAAUGAACUGGAGAGUAUAACAUGGCUUGGUACGCAAUUUCAUCUUUAGAAAAUUGAAGCCUUUGAAAUGUCAAUAUGUCAGAGUGUAGGAUCAAUUGUACUUUUGUUGAUGUAAUAUUGAACGAUGUUAUUUGGGGGUUUCUGAACACACUCAGCUACAUAUAUGUUAUAGCUGGAGUUGCAUAUUCUUGAAAGAUAGGAUUUUGAGUUUCUAUAGGCUAUAUAGCUGUUUUUUUUUUGUGUUUUUAUUUUUUCUGGGGAGGGUGACUUCAAUUGACAUGCUUAACUUACCGACCCAUUCCAUUGAUGCUAUUGCUGUAUCACUUGCUGGAGAAGAAAAUGAAAAUUGAGAAUGGUGAAUUUGGUAUUAUUAUCCCUGAA
Nelumbo nucifera (sacred lotus) is the source of this 2110-nucleotide messenger RNA. RefSeq names its product Transducin/WD40 repeat-like superfamily protein. Gene Ontology annotation, molecular function: protein binding. NCBI's taxonomy places the organism in Eukaryota, Viridiplantae, Streptophyta, Magnoliopsida, Proteales, Nelumbonaceae. The record is from RefSeq and is a predicted model, not a curated record.